Molecule: messenger RNA, 5109 nt
Organism: Neofelis nebulosa (Clouded leopard)
Lineage: Eukaryota; Metazoa; Chordata; Mammalia; Carnivora; Felidae
Gene: UTP15
Product: UTP15 small subunit processome component
Exons: 13
Coding region: 256-1812 (518 amino acids)
Biological process (GO): positive regulation of transcription by RNA polymerase I; rRNA processing
Cellular component (GO): nucleolus
Molecular function (GO): protein binding
Source: RefSeq, a predicted model, not a curated record
CACUUUUGUGCGACCGGCCAGGUAGUUCUGCCCUCUCUGUGUCUCGGCGGCGCCGUGGAGUCCGCGUGAUCUUCCGCGAGUGAGCCUUAAUAGUCCGGGUGGGGGCUGGCCGAAUCCAAGAAAUUCUCCUUGGACACAAAGUGCCCCGGCGGACCCGCGGGGCCUAUCGGAGACAUAAAGCAGAGUCACUGUAAUUAUUUCUAACAUCAAUUUCAAACUAUUUAUUCUUGGAUAACAGCCCAAUUAUAUGAAAUUAUGGCUGGUUAUAAGCCUGUAGCUAUUCAGACGUAUCCUAUACUUGGUGAAAAAAUCACCCAAGACACACUGUACUGGAACAACUAUAAGACCCCUGUUCAGAUCAAGGAGUUUGGUGCAGUGUCAAAAGUAGACUUUUCUCCGCAGCCUCCAUAUAAUUAUGCUGUCACAGCUUCCUCGAGGAUUCACAUUUAUGGCCGAUAUUCUCAAGAACCUAUAAAAACCUUUUCCCGAUUUAAAGACACAGCAUACUGUGCGACCUUUCGUCAGGAUGGUAGACUGCUUGUAGCUGGCAGUGAAGAUGGUGGAGUUCAGCUUUUUGAUAUAACGGGGAGAGCUCCCCUCAGGCACUUUGAAGGCCAUACUAAAGCAGUUCAUACAGUCGAUUUUACAGCUGACAAAUAUCAUGUGGUCUCUGGGGCUGAUGAUUAUACGGUUAAAUUAUGGGAUAUUCCAAACUCCAAAGAAAUUCUGACAUUCAAAGAACAUUCUGAUUAUGUGAGGUGUGGAUGUGCUAGCAAACUGAACCCAGAUCUCUUUGUAACAGGGUCAUAUGAUCAUACCCUCAAGAUGUUUGACGCACGAACCAAUAAGAGUGUGAUCUCUGUUGAGCAUGGGCAGCCAGUGGAGAGUGUCCUGCUCUUUCCCUCUGGAGGUCUUCUGGUAUCAGCAGGAGGUCGUUAUGUUAAAAUCUGGGACAUACUAAAAGGAGGACAGUUGCUAGUAUCUUUGAAAAAUCAUCAUAAAACUGUGACAUGUUUAUAUCUGAGCAGCUCUGGACAGAGGUUACUCUCUGGGUCACUGGAUAGGAAGGUGAAAAUAUAUAGCACGACUUCCUAUAAAGUAGUCCACAGUUUUGAUUACGCAGCUUCAAUUUUGAGUCUUGCACUUGCACAUGAAGAUGAGACAAUAGUUGUGGGAAUGACCAAUGGAAUACUAAGUGUUAAACAUAGGAAAUCUGAAGCAAAGAAGGAUUCUCUUCCGAGGAGAAGAAGGCCUGCAUAUCGAACUUUUAUUAAAGGAAAAAAUUACAUGAAGCAACGGGAUGACAUUUUGAUCAACAGGCCAUCAAAGAAACACCUAGAAUUAUAUGACAGGGAUCUGAAAAAUUUCCGGGUCUCUAAAGCACUUGACAGAGUCCUUGAGCCUAGUUGUACAAUAAAGACACCUGAGAUUACAGUUUCCAUCAUAAAGGAGCUAAAUCGAAGAGGAGUCCUUGCAAAUGCCCUUGCAGGCCGGGAUGAAAAGGAAAUAAGUCGUGUUCUUAAUUUUUUGAUACGGAAUCUUUCUCAGCCAAGAUUUGCCCCUGUUUUGAUCAAUGCUGCUGAAAUAAUUAUUGAUAUAUAUCUUCCUGUGAUUGGUCAGUCACCCGUAGUUGACAAAAAGUUUUUAUUACUUCAAGGACUUGUAGAGAAAGAGAUUGAUUACCAAAGAGAACUACUAGAAACCUUGGGGAUGAUGGAUAUGCUCUUUGCCACUAUGACAAGGAAAGAAAGCACUUCUGUGUGGCAGCAUGCAUCUGAUGGAUUUCUAGAGAACAAGAAGAUGGAAUCAUAGUGUCUGCUUAAAGAGACCUGUAAGAACUGCUAACUUGAAAUCGAUUUGAUUCUAUUAAUUAUUUGAAAGAGAAUCUCUUUGAUAGAUUAAAAACUACCCCAAAACUAUUCACAGAAGGAGUUUUAUGGAAGAGACCUGAAUAACUAUAAUUGGAAAAUAAGAACCUAUUUUAAGACAUGGUGUACCAUGGUUUACCAAAUAUGUACUAUAUUUUGAAUUAUUCCAUGGCAUCUUCUGCUGGAAGAUCUCCAUUAUCUUGGUCAUAGUGUAGUGUUCACCUUGGACAAAUUGAUACUAAUUUUAAUACAGCGAAGUGGUGUAUGAACAUCCGGGCAGGCAUUCAGAAUCUGGAAUGGGUUUCAGCUGGAAUCCUGCUAAAGGAACAGUGCUUUAUUUUGUAUUUCUGUCCUGGAAAAACAACAACGGCAACAACACAACAAAUGGCACAACAAAUAAAUUCUCUCUUCACUCUCAUCGGUGCCCUUGGGAUUUUCAGGCUUGGCUCCGUCUGCUUGACAUCAUCAUUUAUCAUGGGUCCCGUGUUCUGCUUCCACUGGUAGUGGGACUGCCUCUGCUCCACUUGCAGCAAAUCAGUGGCCAGCUCUGAACAGUUUAACUCUGAACUAGUUAGAUAUGUAUUCAGAAAGUGUGAGGAGGCAGCUUUGAUGCCUAACAAUUGUAUUCUCCAUUCCACAUACUCUUUUUAUUCCGUGAAUCGUGACCAUCCUUGUCAGAACAAGGUCUCCAGAUCUUAGUGGACCACGUUUUCUUCCAUCUCGAUAUGUUGUUUUUCUACCCAGUUUUCAGCUUGCUUCAGGCCAAAGGAGUGAUAAAAUUUGUCAUUUCUCUUGUAAGAAUUAGCCUGUCAUCUUGUUGUAUAUGUUUGGAGCUUAUCUUGUAGCUCCCGACCCUUCUGAAAACCAUUUUCUCUGAUCUGUAUUUAUAUUUUUAUCCCUCAAUUUCCAUAUUCACCUUGUGCUUCAGAACCCAAGCUAGAGUAGCUUGCUUUGGAAAAUAGUUGUAUUUUUUUUUAAGUUCAAUGUAAGUCACGUUUUUUUAUAAAGAUAUUCUUAUUUUCUUCUUGUAUUUCUGAGAUGUAUCAAUUCUUGAUGGAUAGUUCCUGGCUAGUGAAUGCUGGCACACACAUUUCACACUUGCUACCUCUCCCGCCUUCCCAUUCCUUUUCCACCUCAUGUGUUAAUUAUCUGUAAGGAAACAUGCCUUGGGUUAGAAGGACCCUUAGUUAAAGGAAGAUUCUAUAAUGGGAAUCUCCUCUUAAAAUUUAGUUCUGUGAAUUCAGAUUUUUUUUUUUUUAAAGCAGAAAAAAAAGUUUCUGUGAUCUGGUAAGAGCAUGUGCUCAAAAAUAAGGUGUAGUUUCCCUUUUAUGAAUUGACUUGUGUAAACAUACAGCACACUGGCUUAUGAGAAACCAGGAGUUUGCUUCCCUGAGUAAUUAUGAGAUUAGAUGAGGUCAGAAACUGUCUUCAUGUUGAAAUAAUUUAUUUAAAUAAACAUCAUAUGUAAAGGCUUUUAAAAAUACUUCUUAAGUAUGGUGGUAAUUUGUGUACUAGUAAAAAUUGAGAGGAUGAAAUUCUGUCUAAAACUAGCUGCCAUCAAGUGUGUAACAUGUGAUAAGGGUUUUCCCAAUAUUAUUAGUUUUUAAAUGUUUAUUUAUUUUGAGAGAGAGAGAAUGCGAGCAGCGGAGGGGCAGAGAGAGAGAAUUCCAAGCAGGCUCUGUGUUGUCAGCACAGAGCCUGACGCGGGGCUCAAUCUCACAAACACUGAGAUCCUGACCUGAGCUGAGAUGGGGAGUCAAAUGCUUAACUGACUGAGCCCCCCAGGCGCUCAUAAGUUAUUUUAUUCAGUUCUCAUCACAACCCUUCCACUGUUGGUGUUCUCAUUUAAUGCUGAAUUAGCUACAGUAGUUAACCUACUCUUAAAUUCCCCAAGCUUGAGUUCCUCAUCCUCCUGGCACUGUGAACUGGCCUGGCCUCUGGCCCAAAACUACUGCUUCCCUUUGAGAGGACUUCACUGAGUGCUGCAGUUCCUAGAUGAAAUAUAUAGUGAAGGUGAGUUUUUACAUUCAUUGGGACAAGUUAGUAUUUGUUAUUUAAAGUAUUUAAACACAAUUGGCAUGUUAGCCAUUUUAUGGUAUGUAACAUUGGCCUUUGGAUUCUAAUUUAAAAAGCCUAAAUGAUCUUAGACUCCUGAAUUUUAGUUUAAAAGUACUUUAUUUAUUUUUUUUAAUUUUUUUUUUUUAAUGUUUUAUUUAUUUUUGACAGAGAGAGAGAGAGAGACAGAGCAUGAGCGGGGGAGGGUCAGAGAGAGAGGGAGACACAGAAUCCAAAGCAGGCUCCAGGCUCUGAGCCAUCAGCACAGAGCCCGAUGCGGGGCUCGAACUCACAGACCGUGAGAUCAUGACCUGAGCUGAAGUCGGACACUCAACCGACUGAGCCACCCAGACGUCCCUAGUUUAAAGUACUUUAACAUGUUACUAAGCCUGCGAAAAUAUUGACAUGUUCCAGAGAAUUAAGGAAGUCACCGUACAUUUAAUUUAUUAUAUUUAUAAGAGGUACUUUGGAGAGCUUUGCUUGUUGGGUCAAGCAUUUGAAGCGCUGUUUUCAAGAAAAAUCUUUUAAGUGUAUAAAUGUUGUUAAGUCGUUUAAAGGAAUUUGGAUUGUAAAUGGGUUUGUUUAAAGAAAUUUAAAUUUUAGUCUGUUCCACUUAAGUCUGCUCUCUCAAACAUGAAUUAAAGGCCCCCUUGGAAGUGAUUAUUAAAAUGUACUAGUCUUCUGGAUGAAGUUAAAUCUAAAACUUUAAGAAAAGUUUUCAAAUGCUUGACUUUAACAAGUAACUAUAAAUUGUCUUUCCUAGGAACAAAAUGCUCCCUUCAGGCACUAAAAGAUACUUAAUGGUAAAUAGGCUACAUGCCUAUUUCCCCUGAUUAAAGUAACUAGACUAGGUGUGGUGUAUCUGGCUCAUUCCCUGUGUAAGCAGGGGGUUGUAAUUAGGAUUUGUAAUCAAAUUCUUGAUCUAAGAAAAUGUGGGAUUCAAAGAAUGCUGUUGGGAUUAUCAGCAGAGAAAGCUGGUCUGCAGAGAGAAAGGAGAAUGAAACCUAAGUCCAGAGAAAAUAAGCAAGACAAGGCCAUCCUGCCUCAGCAGUUCAGGCUAGAGAAGAGAGAAACCAUCAUUGUUACCAGCAGUUUCUUUUUCCCUUCUGGCUGUCCCUUAGGGGCUCCCUCAAGAGUCCUUGAGAGUCUUUGGAAUCCUUCUAAUAAAUUCUUUUUGUUUAGAUGA